GUCUGUGAAGCAUGGCUGUUUACUUCAGUCUUGAAUUGUGUUCGGGGAGGUUCAACCAAAAUUUAAGAAGCCAUGCAUUUGUUUCAAAUUGAAACUCUGCUUUUGAUAAGUUUAGUAAGUUUUGCUGCGUCAGAAAUACUCGCUGGUCAAACUGUUAAGGACAUUCUAACAAAGCACAAAUGUCUAUGCCCUUGUGGAAAAGACUGGGAUGCCACGAAAGGAUUUGUCGUUCCGUUUGAGGAAGGCAACUGGUUCGAAGCGGCGUCCUACUGCGCUAGCCAGGGAAUGUCGAUGCUGCAACUGCGAGACAAGUUCGACAGCCAGGAUCUGAAGCAAUGGCUCGACGACCACGGGUAUGGAGCGGGGCAAAACUUUUGGAUCGGCGCCAACGACUUGGCCAAACCGGGGCUGUUUCGGUGGGGGCUGACGGCUAACGAGGUGACUUUUAGCAAGUGGGCCCGCGGAGAACCGAACUUUAUUACCGUCCGAGGAGAAACCGAACACUGCGUCGAGCUGAAUCCCAACACGAUGGAGUGGAACGAUUCGGGAUGUACGAAGCGGAUGCACUUUAUUUGUGAAACAUUCUCGAAUUAGAUCUGCUUUAAUAAAAAGUGUUUAUUGCCUAAGAACUAAUCUUCACAUAUGUAGUGUUGAGGUACGUGGCAGGAGAUAUCGUUCCAGGUCCACUUGGCAAAGCGUCCAAUUUCCAGGCAACGUUCUUCAACUAUGUCCGGUUGGCCAUCGUUCCAGUUGGUGUAACCGGUAAGUUUGGUAAAGUUGUGUAAAACCCAAAACCAGCUCCUGUUGUCAUCUCCCAGCUUCAUGCCACCAAUGUAGUAGAUAGACUUCCGAUGCACCUUGUCCAAGGUUUCCUCCAGCAAGGCUGCGUCCUCAGCCGAUGUAACCGUUGCCAGCCGUUGACCAUUCCGGAGACAGGCGUUCCAAGCCCCAAGAAAGUCAACUCUUUGGUCGUGAUAAACGUGGUAGCGUUUCACUGGACUUGGAUUGAAACCUCCAUUUCCGCAGAUACUGUCACCAGGAAACACGAUUCGUUUUGCCUCAAGAUCAUUGGAGUCGAGUUCGGAUGCACAGAAAAUCACCGACAGAAAGAAACUUAGCAAUACUAGAAUUUUCGAAGCCAUGCUGCACACUACUGGUUUAGUUGAUACUCGCUGGUGGAAUAAUCUCAUCAGAUUAGACUUCUUUUCUAAUGCCUUUUUUCCCUUGAAUCUGGGUAUAGAAUACAGGAAGCUCAAAAGUUUCGUUGAUGUCACCUUUAACCUUAAACUAUAUAAACUCACGAUAGUGUUCAAUUGAAGUAAAACAACCUUCUAGUGAUAGGAAUGCAGUAAAGCUCAGUGUUCUAAGU
Messenger RNA from Culex pipiens pallens (northern house mosquito), 1369 nucleotides. Its product is annotated as C-type lectin 37Db-like. Lineage: Eukaryota; Metazoa; Arthropoda; Insecta; Diptera; Culicidae. The record is from RefSeq and is a predicted model, not a curated record. The transcript is spliced from 3 exons. The coding region runs from base 73 to 594 and encodes 173 amino acids.